Molecule: messenger RNA, 363 nt
Organism: Parnassius apollo (apollo)
Lineage: Eukaryota; Metazoa; Arthropoda; Insecta; Lepidoptera; Papilionidae
Source: the annotation of a GenBank genome assembly
AUGAGUCAAAAAGUGUUAAAAUUUGGUUCUGCUGACUUAAUAAAGUUUAUUGAGAUUUAUCGCAGUCAUGAGUGUUUGUGCGACACUGAAAAUGUGAAUUACAAGAAUCGUGAUGCACGUAGUGCUGCACUUGUAGCAUUUUCACAAGAAUCUGGAGUUGAUGGUUUGGGACCUAAGGAAAUUACAAACAAAAUAAAAAACUUAAGAACGCAGUAUCAUGCGGAAAGGAAAAAGAUAAAAGAUUCAAUGAGCACUGGUUCCGGUACUGCUGAUAUUUACAAGUCCGAACUCUCUUGGUAUAAUUUAAUGGAUUCUUUUUUAAGGAAAACUUCUGAACACAGAGAAACAACACCAAUAUGGUAA